Pyricularia pennisetigena is the source of this 489-nucleotide messenger RNA. RefSeq lists its product as uncharacterized. The transcript has 2 exons. Bases 1 to 489 code for a protein of 162 amino acids. Lineage: Eukaryota; Fungi; Ascomycota; Sordariomycetes; Magnaporthales; Pyriculariaceae. The record is from RefSeq and is a predicted model, not a curated record.
AUGCAUUUGCUCAAAAAAGCCUUCGUACUCAUCCUUAUGGUUGCUGUCGCCAAGAUCAGGGCUGCGCCUACCGACUCGUCCAUAGCAGUCACUAGCAUCACCUCCGUGUCUGAUAAAAAUGCCUCCAUGUUGGCCACAAAUACUUCGGAAGUGGCACGGCUGGAGCAACGACAGGUUUUCAGACACUGCGAGAUCAUUGGGCGCAACUCGGUGCACCUCAUCAUAUACCCAUUCAACGACGGCAUUCACAAUUUCGGCCUCGUCGACUGGAAUCCCAAAUGCCUUCCGGGGCUCAAGGACGAGCUCAAAAAGCGCUGCUGCGAGCACAUCAACAACUGGGAGUGCCGGAUCGACCCCGGCCGGCCCGCCAUGGGCUACCAGAUCGCCUUCACGUUUGGCAUCUUUUGCAAGCGUCCGGACCACUGCAUCGAGGAUGCCUACUUUGCUGUGAACCACGAGGACCCCAGGGAGGAUUUUAUCUGCCAGUAG